Molecule: messenger RNA, 775 nt
Organism: Aspergillus welwitschiae
Lineage: Eukaryota; Fungi; Ascomycota; Eurotiomycetes; Eurotiales; Aspergillaceae
Product: DUF4267 domain-containing protein
Exons: 1
Coding region: 118-537 (139 amino acids)
Source: RefSeq, a predicted model, not a curated record
CAGCCAAAUUUCUCCGCAGUGGAAUCGGACUGACCCGCUCGAUGAGGCAAGCAUCUUAGGCUCUGAUACAUUACAUAUACCAUCGAUUGUGACCCAUUGCAUCAACCGGAAACCAAAAUGGCCACGUUCAGUCCUAUCCCGGCCUACGUCUUGGGCACCCUCACCCUCGCCCUGGGCUGCCAUGCGCUGGCUCGCCCCGGCCCCGAGUACCCGCGUUUUGGCUUACCCUUCGAGUCCGCUGCUUCCUCCGCGUCCACCCAUGGCAACAAACGCACUCCUCCCCCCGGCGCGGUUUCUCCCCUCAUGUACAUCAAGGGUAUCCGCGAGACAAGCUAUGGUCUGACGCUGCUUGCUUUGCAGUACUACGGUCAGGAAUCCGCCGUCACUAUCUUCGCUGCCGUCUGCGCGCUGGUUGGACUUGCGGAUGGGUUUGUUGUGUGGGCGAAUGGGGGUGAGACACUCAAGACGAAGGCCUUUGGACACUGGAUUACAUGCUUGGGAUUUGGGGGGUGGGCCUGGUGGAGGGCUUGUGCGUAGGAGCGUCAGGAUAGCUGGAGCUUGAAUGGCUGUUACGCAGAUUCCCGGCGGAGGCAUACCUAGUCAUUGGCAUGACCUGAAAUGUUCUCCAUAAGGAUAUGUUGCGCUGUAACGUAGAAAUGAAUCUUCUGGUCACUGAAAAGGACUACAUAUACCGUCCCUCCAAACCCCCUUUGGAUCAGGGCAGUGGCGGCGUAUGGGGUAAAACGCGGCAAAACUAUUGGGUUGGACAGAGUGG